AGCCGGAGCGCGGGCCAAACAGGGCUCUCAGCUGCUGCGUUCCAGCCCCUCUGUGGGAGGAGAGAAGGGCAGGACCACAAGCCUGCCAGAGGCUGCGUUGCGGCCUGCAGUCAGGCGGAAAGGCCAACCUAACCCAGGACAGAGGGGAGCCAGGUUUUUUGCACUGCCCAAGCUCAGAGCAGACCCUCAGAGCAGCCGGGUCGGAAGUGUGUCUCCUCAGUCACCAGACAGAUCCAGGAUAGGAUGGGCAGCCCAGUGCACCGAGUUUCAUUGGGGGAUACCUGGAGCAGACAAAUGCACCCCGACAUAGAGAGCGAGAGACAUAUGCAGUCCUUUGACGUGGAACGGCUCACCAACAUCCUCGAUGGAGGUGCCCAGAACACUGCGCUCCGGAGGAAAGUUGAGAGCAUCAUCCACAGUUAUCCAGAGUUUAGCCGUGAGGACAAUUAUUUCAUGACCCAGAAUGAGCGUUACAAGGCUGCCAUGCGGAGGGCAUUCCACAUCCAAUUGAUAGCACAACGCCUGGGUUGGUUGGCAGAUGGUCGUGAAUUAGGCUAUGCUUACAGAGCCCUUUCUGGAGACGUGGCCUUAAAUAUACACAGAGUCUUCCUGAAAGCCCUCAGGAGUCUGGGCACAGAGGAGCAGAUUGCCAAAUGGGACCCACUCUGCAAAAACAACCAGAUCAUCGCAACAUAUGCUCAGACAGAGUUGGGACAUGGGACAUUCCUUCAGGGCCUGGAGACUGAAGCCACCUAUGACGCAGCCACCCAGGAGUUUGUGAUACACAGCCCCACGCUGACUGCCACCAAAUGGUGGCCUGGAGACUUGGGACGGUCAGCCACCCACGCCCUGGUCCAGGCCCAGCUGAUCUGCUCAGGAGCCCGGCGGGGCAUGCACGCUUUUAUUGUGCCCAUCCGGAGUCUUCAGGACCACACUCCGCUGCCAGGAAUCACCGUUGGGGACAUCGGGCCCAAGAUGGACUUUGAUCAAACGGACAAUGGCUUUCUGCAGCUGAACCAUGUGCGGGUCCCCAGGGAGAACAUGCUGAGUCGCUUUGCACAGGUCUUGCCAGAUGGCACCUACGUCAAACUCGGAACAGCACAGAGCAACUACCUUCCCAUGGUGGUGGUGCGGGUGGAGCUGCUGCUGGGGGAGAUCCUCCCUCUACUGCAGAAGGCCUGUGUCAUCGCCAUGCGCUACUCGGUUAUCCGCCGCCAAUCCCAGCUCCGGCCCAGUGACCAAGAGGCGAAGGUACUGGACUACCAGACGCAGCAACAGAAACUCUUUCCUCAGCUGGCCAUCAGUUAUGCCUUCCAUUUCCUGGGGGUCAGCCUCUUGGAGUUCUUCCAGCACUCCUAUACUGCCAUUCUGAACAGAGACUUCAGCAUCCUGCCUGAGGUACCCGCUGUCUGCAGAGGGGCAGGUGCUGGUGGGGCAAGGGGGAGAGCAUGCCCAUCUCUGGGAGUGAGGGGUGCUGGGCUGUCCCACAGAGUCUCUCCCCUCUCCCUGCCUCCCCUUCCACCCCCUAGGUUUCUGGUGAAGAACUACCUGCAGACUCAGAUGUCCCCUGGCUCCGCGCCACAGAGAUCUCUCCCUCCAUCUGUCGCCUAUCUCGCCGCACCUGUCCUGGCCAGGUGUCCAGCCCAGAGGGCAGCCGACUUCCUCUGCCCGGAGCUCUACACCACGGCCUGGGCACACGUGGCAGCAAGGCUGAUAAAGGACUCAGUGCACCAUUUACAGACCCUGACGCAAUCCGGAGCUGACCAGCACGAGGCCUGGAACCAGACCACUGUCAUACACCUCCAGGCUGCUAAGGCACACUGCUACUAUGUCACUGUGAAGGGUUUUGCAGAAGCUCUGGAGAAACUAGAAAAUGAACCAGCGAUUCAGCAGGUGCUCAAGCGUCUCUGUGACCUCCAUGCCAUACACGGAAUCUUGACUAACUCGGGUGACUUUCUCCAUGAUUCCUUCCUGUCCGGUGCCCAAGUGGACAUGGCAAGAAUAGCCUACCUGGACCUGCUCUGCCUGAUCCGGAAGGAUGCCAUCCUGUUAACUGAUGCUUUUGACUUCACCGAUCAGUGUUUAAAUUCAGCACUUGGCUGUUAUGACGGAAAUGUCUAUGAACGCCUGUUCCAGUGGGCUCAGAAGUCACCAACCAAUACCCAGGAGAACCCUGCCUAUGAGGAAUAUAUAAGACCACUAUUACAAAGUUGGAGAUCCAAGCUAUGAAAUAACCAACAGUAUUCAGGAAGCAACCAGCACCAUUAUGUAAUGAUGGUACUAUGGCAUAUAUGCAAAAUUAAAAUUUAAAAUUAGA
Cebus imitator (Panamanian white-faced capuchin) is the source of this 2317-nucleotide messenger RNA. It is a transcript of the gene ACOX2, whose product is annotated as acyl-CoA oxidase 2. The transcript has 14 exons. The record is from RefSeq and is a predicted model, not a curated record. Gene Ontology annotation, cellular component: peroxisome. Gene Ontology annotation, biological process: very long-chain fatty acid metabolic process; fatty acid beta-oxidation using acyl-CoA oxidase; lipid homeostasis. The coding region runs from base 244 to 2229 and encodes 661 amino acids. NCBI's taxonomy places the organism in Eukaryota, Metazoa, Chordata, Mammalia, Primates, Cebidae. Gene Ontology annotation, molecular function: FAD binding; fatty acid binding.